This is a messenger RNA of Halteromyces radiatus, 379 nucleotides long. RefSeq lists its product as uncharacterized. The record is from RefSeq and is a predicted model, not a curated record. The transcript has a single exon. Lineage: Eukaryota; Fungi; Mucoromycota; Mucoromycetes; Mucorales; Cunninghamellaceae. Bases 53 to 379 code for a protein of 108 amino acids.
UUUUUUUUUACCUCUGCAUCCAUCUUACUACUAGAUUAUAUCAAUAAUAGCAAUGAGAUUAUUUCUAUGGACGUUAAUCAUGAUAGGUAGUAGACUUCCAUCAAGCAUGGCAGCAGGAAUAACAUUAUUGUAUGAUGAUGGUCAUAAUCAAGAACUUCCAUAUGGUAUAUGCACUUCCAAUCCACUCCAUAAUGAGCAUUUGAGCUCGAUCAAAUUUGAAGCAGUCAGCGCAUGCAACCUGUAUGAUGACAGUGAAUGUCAAUCCGUCCCUGAAACCACCUUGGAACCCAUCAUGUUUAACUCUGGCACAGAAAUCAAACGUGGUGGCGAUGGUAGUAAUGAAUUUACAUCCAAUUUUAUAAUCUGUAUGGGAGACUAA